CAGACAGAGAAUUCUCAAAAGCGACGACAAUAACAAAGAACAAUAUAAGAAGACGUGGCGGCAGCGGCAGCGGCGACGAGUAAGACGAGUAAGUAAAACAGCAGCAGCAGCAGCGAUUAUUUGAUGCCACGAUCGGCUCGGCAGCCAAGCGCAAUCGAGCGGGACCAGGUCAGACGGCGCGCAUAACGACACAGAGCGGCAGAUCACCACCCGCCUCAAAGUUCAAAAGCAAAACGACGCGUGAUCAGAACGGAACGGUGCCGCAUCACCCAAGGCAAUUUUUGUGAUGUGAAAAAAGAUACAGAUUUUCAAGAGAUUAUUUAUGUAGAACUUAGAUCAAAUGAAUAAGUGAACGAACAGUAAGUGCUUGACGAGUGCAAAGGUUUAGAUAAAAAUUGAAAAAGGCUGUUAAGUGCCAAGAAAACGGUCACUUGUAUUAUUUAGAAAGAAAAAAAAUAAUUAUUUAUUAAAAAGCAAAAUAAAAAUGACAUCCUACGACAAGUGCGACAAUUCGGCAAAGUCGCAAAUGUUGCCGCAGGAUGCCACACAAAUAAUUAUGGAAUCGGCGAAACCCUUCACCAGCGAAGCGCUGCGACGCAGUUCAACGCCACACACAGCAGCGGGCAAGGUGAAGAAGGCGCUGCGAAAUCGGCUGGAAAUACUCAACUGGAUCGGCGACUACAACACCGAAUGGGCGAUGAGCGAUUUAAUUGCUGGCAUAACCCUGGGCCUGACCAUAAUUCCCGAGAGUAUUGCUUGCGCCCUAUUGGCGGGACUACCGGCGCGCUAUGGCCUCUGCUCGGCCUUUCUGGGCUCCUUUGUAUAUCUGAUAUUUGGUUCGAUUAACAAAGUAAUUAUUGGACCCACCAGUUUGGUGGCCCUGGUCAGCUUGCAGUUCACGGUGGGCAAACCCAUCGAAUUUGCCAUACUUCUCACCUUCCUUACGGGCGUCGUUGAGUUGAUAAUGGGAACUUUGCGCGUGGCUCCUAAGGGCAUGGUUGAUGCUAACAAGGAAUUGAUCACCGUCGGUCUGUGCAAUCUUGCCGGUUCCUGCGUACAAUCUAUGCCCGUAUCAGGCGCCUUCUCGCGUUAUGCCAUCAGCAACGCUUGUGGACUCAGAACUCCAAUGGCCAAUUUGUACCUGGGUGUAAUUGUGCUACUGGCUUUGGGCUUUCUCAGUCCCUACUUCAACUACAUACCCGAAUCAACGCUUGCCGCCAUUUUGAUGUGCUCCAUCGUAACUUUGCUGGAUCUGCAGCUACCACGGCGUUUGUGGCGCGAUGCUAAGCGAGAUUUCUGCGUGUGGGUGCUGUGCUUUACGGUCUGCAUCCUAUGCGGCGUGGAAGUGGGCCUGCUAGUCAGUAUUAUAGUGACAGUCUUACACUUACUAUUCCUAUGGGCGCAUCCUGUGAUCUCAGUGCAUGUAGAAGAGGUAAAUGAGCUACAAUUCAUACGCGUCACGCCCACUGGCGUCAUCUAUUUCCCCGCCAUCAAUCAUUUGCGCGCCAAAGUGCUGAAAGCAUGCGAACGCGUCAACUUCAGUCUGCCUGUGGUUAUGGAUUGUCACAAGAUCGCCGGCAUCGAUUUUACUGCGGCGCAAGGGAUCUCAAAACUUCCAGACGAUUUGACUCCAUCGGAAGUGGGUAGUGGACCGCUCCUCAUCAUAUACCGGCUAGAAGCGGAAAAACAGAAACUAAUACAAGCCACUGACAAGCUGAUCUUCUGUAAUGACGAUGUGAAGCUGGAAGAAUGCAUAACGCAAGAAUCAUUGCGGAAUGGGAAUUUCGUGAUGAAAGAACCUAUGAAAUCUACAAAUAGUCUGCUAGGCGAGACCCAUUUAGAUUUGCAUUAUUAGAGUAUAGUGUAGGUAGGGAAAAGAAGAAGAAGAAGAAGAAGCGGAUGGGGAAGGGGAAGAGAAGCAACAUUGCAAGUGAGUCUUUGUGAUAUGUACGAAAAUAUAAAUAGUAAGUAACUGUUAAUUGGGACAAAUGAACACUUGCAUACUUAGAAAAGUGCAUACAUACAAACAUUAGUAGGUAUGUAUGUUUGUAUGUAUUUUAGUAUGUUUGUAGGUACUCGUAUGAAUGGACGCGUACUAGAUAAUAGCUAGUAAAAAGUAAGCUAGUUGUUAUAUA
Messenger RNA from Rhagoletis zephyria (snowberry fruit fly), 2135 nucleotides. RefSeq names its product sodium-independent sulfate anion transporter-like. Gene Ontology annotation, biological process: transmembrane transport. NCBI's taxonomy places the organism in Eukaryota, Metazoa, Arthropoda, Insecta, Diptera, Tephritidae. Gene Ontology annotation, cellular component: membrane. The record is from RefSeq and is a predicted model, not a curated record.